CGGCAGUUCGCGUAUCUUUAACCGUUUCAUACUUUGUUAUCACUUCCCAAGUGAAUCGCGAUCACAGUCACAACCUUCUCUCAUAACUACCCUACCACUUCCUCUUCAUCUACUGCUUCCUAAGUUCUCCACGUUGCCUGUUAUUACAGCAACUACUUUUCACAAUGCCUAACCGUCUCGGAAUUGGUUCCAUGUCCCUAGGGCGCCCGGGGAUCCAUGAUCUGCCAACCAAGCUGCACCAGGCCUCCCAGUUCGGCUACAAGGGCAUCGAGCUAUUCUUUGAUGAUCUUGACCACUUAGCCAAGUUACUCUUUGAUGGUGAUCAUAUUUUAGCUGCUCAACAUAUACGCCAGCUUUGUGUUUCGCUGGACCUCUCUAUCAUCUGUCUGCAGCCUUUUUGGCACUACGAGGGACUUCUGGACCGCACUGAGCACGAGCGUCUUCUCACCGAGAAGCUUCCCAAGUGGUUUGAGCUUGCACGCAUUCUGGGCACAGAUCUCAUCCAGAUCCCAUCUAACUUCCUCCCCGCGGAUGCUCAGACAGGCCAGCUCCGCACCACAGGUGAUAUGUCUGUCAUUGUCUCAGAUCUUCAGAAGAUCGCCGAUCUUGGCCUUCAGCAGUCCCCCCCUUUUCGUUUUGUCUACGAAGCCCUAGCAUGGGGUAACCACAUCAACAAAUGGGAAGACUCCUGGGAGGUUGUAGAGCGGGUCAACCGUCCAAACUUUGGAGUUUGUCUUGACACGUUCAAUAUCGCAGGAAGGGUGUAUGCCGAUCCCACAUCUCCCACAGGAAAGACACCUAAUGCGGAUGCCGAUCUCCAAGCAUCUAUAGCCCGCCUGCGAUCUCGUAUCGACCUCUCAAAGGUUUUCUAUGUUCAAAUCGUGGAUGGCGAACGCCUGAGUGCCCCUUUGGACGAAUCUCACCCCUUCUAUGUCAAGGGUAACCCCGCCCGCAUGAACUGGUCGCGUAACGCACGUCUGUUUGCCUUUGAAGAGGACCGUGGUGGAUACUUACCCGUCUUGGACGUCGCUAAAGCCUUCUUCGAUAUCGGCUUCGAGGGCUGGGUUUCCCUGGAAUUGUUCAACAGAAGCCUGGCUGAUCCUGAUCCAGCUACGCCCCGCAAUCACGCCAAAAGAGGUUUUGAGUCAUGGAAGAGACUAGUCACUGCCUUGAAGCUGAAUACUGGGGAUGCUUCCUCGGUGUAUGGUCUUGACGGUACAGUUUCACCAUCGACCUCGGCUUUGCCUGUGCAGCAUCGCCUUUAGCGCCGCUUCCGGCUCCUUUACGUUUUCUUUUCCUUCCACUUCGGGCGUUGGUUUUUAACGGGUUUAAUGGUUUGGCAUAUUUGCCCUCUCAUGGCAUCUUCACAGCGUAUGUCCUCUAGUCUUGUUUCUUCCUGGCCUUAUGGCUUGUUAUGAUUGUACAAUAUGAUGGAAAUACCCGAAUGGAAACAGCCACCAGGCUUACUGUCGAUAAUUGCUCAGAUUGACA
This is a messenger RNA of Aspergillus pseudotamarii, 1491 nucleotides long. RefSeq names its product sugar phosphate isomerase/epimerase family protein. Lineage: Eukaryota; Fungi; Ascomycota; Eurotiomycetes; Eurotiales; Aspergillaceae. Bases 165 to 1265 code for a protein of 366 amino acids. The record is from RefSeq and is a predicted model, not a curated record. The transcript has a single exon.